This is a messenger RNA of Pygocentrus nattereri (red-bellied piranha), 4147 nucleotides long. RefSeq names its product formin-like 1b (gene fmnl1b). NCBI's taxonomy places the organism in Eukaryota, Metazoa, Chordata, Actinopteri, Characiformes, Serrasalmidae. Gene Ontology annotation, biological process: cell migration; cortical actin cytoskeleton organization; regulation of cell shape. The transcript has 26 exons. The record is from RefSeq and is a predicted model, not a curated record. Gene Ontology annotation, molecular function: actin filament binding; small GTPase binding. Gene Ontology annotation, cellular component: cytosol. Bases 624 to 3809 code for a protein of 1061 amino acids.
UCACCUUCCUGCCUCUCUUGCUCGCUCUGGGAUGGAACACGGGGCCCUGUCAGAGAAGAGCCAAACCCAGGAUGCCAGAUGAGCUGGGAACAGAAGGGUUGUUCAGGUUGAACUUGUGUGUGACAGCUGCAGUGAGGACUACAGGUGUUACACUCUUUUUGAUUCCUUAUUUCUCUCUUUCUCAGAACCUGUCCUGCAUCACUGGUAAACCUUGUCUACCUCUUAAUGCUUUCAAGUUCAUUUCUAUUCGUUCACUGAACCAACUUUGCCUGGAUCCAGUAUAACUUCAGAAGGAGGAGGAGCAACUAAUACAAUUCUAAGAAAUUGCUACUUUAAUUUUUGCUACUCUACAAUACUGUCUGAAAGUAUUGACUCUUGAUGAACCUCUGCUCACCUGGAUUUGGUUGAAAUUAAUCAGACUUUGUUGCCAAGGUUGCUGUUACUAGGUCACUCUAAGUAAAAACUUUACGGGACGGCCCAAAGUCUUCUUGGAAAACCGUCACAUUCUGGUCACCCUCUGUGAUUGCCUUGGAUAACUCAGGAGUGUGUAUAUGGAUUAAUGUGAAGACUGCUUAUGUUCAGGUGAUUGAGUGAAUCUGUGUGCAUCACUGAUAUAAAGAGUCAUGGGGAAUGCUGCAGGCGGGAUGGACGUGUCCCCUGGGCGAGAGUUAAAAGGGCCUCAAAGCUCUUUCAGCCCUGGGGGCCUUAAACAACCUCCUGGCCCCAAGCUGCCCUUGCCUCCAGAUGAGGAGCUAGAGGAGAGAUUCACCGUGGUUCUGAACUCUAUGAAUCUUCCCCCUGAUAAAGUCAAACUGCUCUGCCAGUAUGACAACGAGAAGAAGUGGGAAUUAGUCUGUGACCAGGAGCGUUUUCAGGUGAAAAAUCCUCCGUCAGCGUACCUGCAGAAACUUAAGAGCUUCAUUGAGCAGGGGGGCAGCAGGAAGUUCAAGCGACGUGUCCAAGAGGCCACACAAGUCUUGAGAGAGCUGGAGAUAUCCUUAAGAACCAAUCACAUUGGCUGGGCUCAAGAGUUUCUGAAUGAAGAGAAUAAGGGAUUGGACGUUCUUGUUGAUUACCUGUCUUUUGCCCAGCGCGCUGUCCCGUAUGAUCUGGACAGCACUGAUAAUAGCAGCUUUGAAGACAAAUCAGCGGAAGAUUUGACCUCCAGUGCCACAAACUCCCCUACCCACAAUUCUUCACGCUCUAACCGUUCCUUCACUUCACGGCUGAACUCUUUCCACUACAGGAAGGCUCAGAGGAACUCACGUCUGCUCAGCCAGAAGGAUCAUCUACAUCUCUGCAUCAUGUGUCUGAGGGCCAUCAUGAACUACCAGUCAGGGUUUAAUCAAGUGAUGAGCCAUCCACAGUGUGUGAAUGAGAUUACCCUAAGCCUGAACAACAACAGUGCCAGAACUAAAGCCUUGGUCCUGGAGCUGUUGGCUGCUGUGUGUUUAGUCCGAGGAGGUCACGAAAUAAUUAUCUCAGCUUUCAACAACUUCAAAGAGGUAUGUGGUGAAAAGUGCCGAUUUGACAAGUUGAUGGACUAUUUUCGUAAUGAAGACAGUAACAUCGACUUUAUGGUGGCAUGUAUGCAGUUCAUCAAUAUUGUGGUGCAUUCAGUAGAGAACAUGAACUUCAGGGUUCAUCUACAGUAUGAGUUCACACAGCUGGGGCUGGACGAUUACCUGGAGAGUUUAAAGCUGACUGAGAGUGAGAGAUUGCAGGUGCAGAUUCAGGCAUAUCUGGAUAAUGUCUUUGAUGUUGGUGCCUUGCUGGAGGAUGCAGAGACAAAAAAUGCCUUGCUGGAACAUCUAGAGGAAGUACAGCAGCACAACACACAGCUGAGCAGUAGGUUGGAGGAGUGUGAGAAUGAAGCAAUGGAGAAAGUGUCUGAACUGGAGAGACAGCUCAUACAGACCACUAAGGAAGUGGAGCUACUAAAGGAGAGUCUUCGUGAAUCAUGUGCGCAGGUCUCUAGCCUGCAGCAGAGGGAACGGGAGCGAGAGAUAGCACAAGAGAUAGAGAGAGAGAGGGAGAGGGAUAGGGAGCGGUCAGUGAGUGCUCUGACUGUGUUGGAGCAGAAGGUGCAGCAGCUGGUGGAUCAGGGACUCAUUCGAAUGGAGAGAUCAUCGUCUGGCUCACUAGACCUCGAUAUCAUACCUGCCGAUACAGCCAGCACAGAGAAUGCACAACUACCUCACACAGAUGCGAUCACAGAACCAGACGGUUCUACUACAACAUCCUUGGCACAAUCACAGCCACCACCCCCGGCCCCUCCUCCACUCCCAGUCCCUGCCCCUCCACCACCACCUCCUCCACCCCCUCCUGGCAAUGUACCACCUCCUCCUCCUCCUCCACCACUUGGCUCAGGUGCCUUUGCUACAGGUGUAAGAGGUAAGAAGUCAAUCCAGACGAAGUAUCGGAUGCCGCUGUUUAACUGGCAGGCUUUAAAAGCAGAGCAAGUUGCUGGAACCAUCUUUACUGAAUUAGAUGACAACAAUGUGUUAGGGGAGUUGGACAUGGAUGUGUUUGCAGAGCUGUUCAAGACCAAAGCUCAGUCCCCUCCCACUGAUAUUGGAACUCUGAAGAUGAAAGUGGCUCACAAAGCUUCUAGCAAAGUCUCACUACUGGAGCCCAACCGGGCCAAAAAUCUUGCCAUCACUCUGCGCAAAGGAGGCUUGGACGCCAACCAAAUCUGCACUGCCAUCGAGACGUAUAACCUAGAUGCAUUAAAUCUCGAUUUCCUGGAGCUGCUGGAACGCUUCAUCCCGUCAGAUUAUGAGCUGAAGUUAAUCCAUAAUUACGAACGCGAGGGCCGGUCCUUGAUGGAGCUGUCGGAGGAGGACAGGUUCAUGGUGCGCUUUGGCAAAAUCCCACGCCUCACUCAGCGAAUCAGCACGCUCACGUUCAUGGGCAACUUCAGCGAGAGUGUCAAACUGGUGCAGCCACAACUGAAUGCCAUCAUUGCUGCUUCCAUGUCCAUUAAAUCUUCCAGUAAACUGAAGAAGAUUCUGGAGAUUGUUUUAGCAUUUGGGAACUACAUGAACAGUGGGAAAAGAGGAGCAGCUUAUGGCUUUCGUCUUCAGAGUCUUGAUCUACUGCUGGACACAAAGUCUACUGAUCGUAAACAGACCCUUCUGCACUUCCUUGUGAACAUUAUACAAGAGAAAUACCCACAGCUACAUAUGUUCAAUACAGAACUCCACUUCCUUGACAAGGCAGGAAUGGUGUCUCUGGACAGCAUUCUAAUAGAUGUGCAUGCACUGGAGAAAGGAAUGGGAGUGACCCAGAAGGAGUAUGACAAGCAAAAGGACAGCCCCGUCCUCAGAGACUUCUUACGUAGCAGCAGCAGUCUUAUGGAAUCUGUGGUUAAAGAUGCAAAGACUGCCCAGGAAGCUUAUGAAUCAGUAGUGACAUAUUUUGGGGAGAAUCCCAAAACCACUCCCCCCUCUGUGUUCUUCCCCAUAUUCAUUAGGUUCAUCAAAGCUUAUAAGGUGGCUGAACAAGAGAACAAGCAGAGGACAAGGAAUAGUAUCAUUGGUGGUGACACUGCCAAAUGUGACCCAGCCAAAAAUGAGCAAAAUGGAAACAAGGUGCCCGUGUUGCUGCGGCUUCCACAGGUUGAUUUGAUUGCAGAACUGAAGCGCAGGCAGGUGUCUCCGCUGGUGCGUGAGGGCAAAGAUGGAGCCAUUGAGGACAUCAUCACAGGUCUGAGGAAUCAACCCUACAUAAGAGCAGACGGUGGCCGACGCAGCACCAAGUGGAAACCAACACAGCAGCUACAAGUGCCCUCAGACAUCUCUCUGUAACUCAUAUGCAUCCAGAUAUACACGGUAUUGCAAUGUUUUGUAUGUUAUGCAAACAAUAACACAGUUUGCACUAUUUAACUCUACAAGGAGCCAAAAAAACAACUGCAAAAUCUCAUGUCCGAGACGGAUGGACAAUAAUUUUCUUUGCUGCCUGAUUUUUAACUCAUACUGUAUACUCACUGUAAAGUGAUCCAAAUGCUUGCAAAAUUCUAUUGUACAAAGAAUGUCCUGAUGGUGUUUAUGUAAAUUAUUAUUUUUUUCAUAUGGGUAUAUGCCUACUACUCCUCUUUAAUUACUGACUUGAACUAAUGGUGAUUUUAUACCGCUUAGCAUGUACA